CCCCACUUCUGUUCUUCACACAACAGGGUUUCAAGACUCUUCAUCACUCUGUUCAUCCUCUAAAUGUGCUCCAGUCUGGAUAUUUUAGCUCUUGCACAGUGGGCCCUAGCCCUCCAGGAACUCAGACAUGACCAGGAAGAUCUUCACGAAUACCAGGGAGCGGUGGAGGCAGCAGAAUGUCAACAGUGCCUUUGCCAAGCUGAGGAAGCUCAUCCCCACUCACCCUCCAGACAAAAAGCUGAGCAAAAAUGAAACGCUUCGCCUGGCGAUGAGGUAUAUUAACUUCUUGGUCAAGGUCUUGGGAGAGCAGAGCCUGCAGCAAACGGGAGUGGCUGCUCAGGGAAACAUUCUGGGACUCUUCCCCCAAGGACCCCACCUGCCGAACAGGACUCUACUUGGUGACUACCAGGUUCCUUCACCUGGCCCAAGCCACCACAUUCCAUAGUGUGGCUCUGGCUGUCACCACCCAGGGCAGCACUUGUUCAGAAGUCACUGGCUGUCAGCAGCCCUUUGUAUGUUCCAGAGUCAACUUGAUGAAUAAUUUGUGAGGUGUGAAUUUAAGCUUCCUAGGAGGUGGCUCACGUUCAGCUGCAGGGAGCCAAAAGGAGGCCAUGAGGAAGGUGACUUAGGAGUCCCACCGCCUGGGGCUUCAGGCAGAGCAGCCUGUGUCUCUCUGUUUUAUAUAUCCGGAUCUGCAUAAGAUGUUUGAAAAAAAAAUCAUAGGUUAAAAACAGGUUUGAAAAUCAUUGUUUUACUCAAUAUGUUUCCAGUUAUACGAAAGUUUUCUCAGGGGCUGGCCCGGUGGCGCAAGCGGUUAAGUGCGUGUGCUCCGCUGCGGUGGCCCAGGGUUCGCUGGUUCGGAUCCUGGGCGCGCACCGAUGCACCGCUUGG
Diceros bicornis minor is the source of this 891-nucleotide messenger RNA. RefSeq names its product TAL bHLH transcription factor 2 (gene TAL2). The transcript has 2 exons. NCBI's taxonomy places the organism in Eukaryota, Metazoa, Chordata, Mammalia, Perissodactyla, Rhinocerotidae. Gene Ontology annotation, biological process: regulation of transcription by RNA polymerase II. Bases 128 to 445 code for a protein of 105 amino acids. The record is from RefSeq and is a predicted model, not a curated record. Gene Ontology annotation, molecular function: RNA polymerase II cis-regulatory region sequence-specific DNA binding; protein dimerization activity; DNA-binding transcription factor activity, RNA polymerase II-specific.